UUCAACUUUUCACGACCUCGUCACCACUUGCCACCGUUCAGCUUCAGUUUUAUAAAAAUAAUUAUUUUGGAAAAGUACUUAUAAUACCUAGUUUUAUAAUCGAUUUAAGUGAAAAUAUAAAGUCCACAAUCUAUCAAAUAAAUUAUGUUCAUCAAACCAUUUAAAAUAAAAAGUAACAUCCUGGUAACAGGAUCGGAGCGGAAACGACUGAAGCAGCGGGCCGAAGCACAGUUUGCUGCAUCGGAAUGCUCUGCUCUGGCGGAACUGUUUGGUAACAAGUGCAAGGUGUGCGUCGUCAAAAUUGUAACGUAUGGCGAAAGCCAAGUUACGAUCUACACCAGCGAUAAGCGGCCGGUAUUCUUCGAACUGGACAGCAAACUAAUCCCAACCAUUUAUACCCUUUGGAUGUGUCCGGAUAUCGUACCGCACUUUACAACCCACCCAGGUGUGCUUCCAAAACUGGCAAACGGCGCCGAUCUGAUGAUUCCGGGAGUGGUACGCCAUGGCAAUGACAUGAAAUCCUGGGGAAACUACCGGAAGGACGAUAUCAUGGCCGUCAAUUUGACGUCGAACCGAGCGGCGGUGGGGGUUGGCCUGUUGGCCCACUCCAGUGACGAUUUGUAUAUGUGCGGUGGACGUGGGAUAGCCGUUCGAAUGUUGCACGUGUUCGGUGAUAAGAUGUGGGGUAUGGAACCGUCCGUCUGUCAGCAGGUUCCACUAAUGGGAGCAAUUCAAGCGGUGCCGAAAGAUGACGAUUUUCCUCCACUCGGGGCACCAGAUCCGAAGCAAGAGAAGAAAGUAGAGCAUCUAGCGGAAAAACUAGUGGAGGUGGACGUUAAUCGGGAAGAGACCGAAGAGAAUGGCGAACAGGAUGGAGAGCCUGAAGAAGAAUCUCAGCCCAACCCUGACAAGCUAAUAAAAGCUGCAUUUCUUAACGCUAUUAAAUUACAGGGUAAAAAGAUUACACUUCCUAUUCUGACGAGUACAUUCUACCCUCAGUAUGUACAGCCAGAAUUGCCCGAAGGCAUAGAAAUGAAACGUAGCUCGUACAAAAAAGUUGGCACAUUUCUGAAGAUAAUGGCAAAUGAAGGAUUGAUUCAAAUCAAGGAGGAGAAAAAGGGCAUCGAAAAGAUUGUGUCGAUCAAUCUUGAACAUCCCGACGUUAUGUCGUUCUAUCCUUAUAAAAUAAGCAAACCGGAAGAUCCAGAGGCCAGCACGGUCGACCAGAACAAUUCAACUCCACUGUUGUUGACAAAAAUGGUUGAAAUGUAUGCAGUAAAUGAAGCGACAGAGAAAUUGUUCGGCAGUGUAGGAGUUGCAUUAGGAAAGUCGCUGGAUGCGACACAAGUUCGGAACUACCUCAAAGACUACGUAGGACGGAAUAAGCUAAUAGAGUCUCAAAGUAAAAUGGUCACUCCAGAUGAAACUCUGAGGGAAAUUUGCGGAGGUGCGGAAUCGACGCUCUAUUCUCUACCGGAACUGUUUGAGCACGUUCUGCGGAACAUGAUCAGCACUUUUGAAAUGCGCAGUCAGAAGGGGCCGGUCACCAAGGGAGGCAAAAGAGCUAUAAUCCACUUGACAACUGCCACGCGAUCUGGUAAUAAAAAGGUUACACUUGUUAGUAAUCUAGAAGACUAUGGCGUGAACGUUGCCGAGUUUGCCAAAGCCGUUAAGCUGGGUGCGGCUGCCAGUACCAGUAUGACGGAAGUGCCUGGCACCAAGGGCGAACAACUACUGGUGCAGGGGAAUCACAUCAAGUUCGUUUACGAUCUGCUGACCGGUACCUAUCAAAUACCAAAAGCGUGUAUCUCCGGGCUGGAGUUUGCUAAGGAGCAGAAAAAGAAGAAGAAAAAGUAAGGUAAGUGCUUAAUGGGGAGAAUGUGAAUGAAAUAUAUUUAUUAAAAUAUUAAAUGA
Armigeres subalbatus is the source of this 1914-nucleotide messenger RNA. It is a transcript of the gene eIF2D, whose product is annotated as eukaryotic translation initiation factor 2D. The coding region runs from base 145 to 1857 and encodes 570 amino acids. Gene Ontology annotation, molecular function: RNA binding; translation initiation factor activity. The transcript is spliced from 2 exons. Gene Ontology annotation, biological process: formation of translation preinitiation complex; translational initiation. The record is from RefSeq and is a predicted model, not a curated record. NCBI's taxonomy places the organism in Eukaryota, Metazoa, Arthropoda, Insecta, Diptera, Culicidae.